Molecule: messenger RNA, 3173 nt
Organism: Umbelopsis ramanniana AG
Lineage: Eukaryota; Fungi; Mucoromycota; Umbelopsidomycetes; Umbelopsidales; Umbelopsidaceae
Exons: 10
Coding region: 163-3006 (947 amino acids)
Biological process (GO): phosphatidylinositol dephosphorylation
Cellular component (GO): intracellular membrane-bounded organelle
Molecular function (GO): phosphatidylinositol-3,5-bisphosphate 5-phosphatase activity
Source: RefSeq, a predicted model, not a curated record
GUGGAUGAUGGAGAUAUAGCCAAAUGUUUGCUGUGAGUCGAUGGUGGUAAGUCUAAACAUUGAGUGUUGGCGAAAGAAAACUACAGUGCCAUCGAAAUUUCAAACUGCGCUACGCACUUCUUUCUACCUCCAGCGGAUAGUAGGCAGCCACUUUAGGACAGAAUGAGCCAAGAAGCACAGCUGUUCAUGGAGGCAAUGGCCUCAAAUGAAGAUAAAUACAAACCGACCACACCUUCUUUCACAUCGCCAUCGGAACCACCUCUUGACGCUGCUAAUUCGGACAGAAAGUCAACUGCAUCGUCACAGCGACCCGUUCACACCGCUAGCAUUCUUGAAGACGAUCUGUUACCGGGAGUUCGCUUUGUAGUCAAUCGCUUUACGCUAUAUGAGACCAAAACAAGAUACUAUCUAUUUGGUACGAACCACCACCAGAAGCGAUACCGCGUUUUGAAGAUAGACCGAACUUCACCCAAGGAAUUAGUAGUCAUUGAGGAAGAUGCUUUAUAUACCCGUACAGAAGCUGAGCAACUACUGAAGAUGAUCAUAGACGGCAAUCGAAACUCCGGUGGAUGUAGUGAAGUGCCUAUGCAAAUACAUGGUAUCAUUGGCUUCAUAAAGUUUACUCAGGGAUGGUAUAUGUUGUUCAUCACUCGGCGAAGUCAAGUUGCCCUCAUCGGUGGACAUUACAUAUAUCACAUUGACGAAACUAAGCUGGUUCCUAUUGGUUUGCCUGUGAAGUAUGAUAAGAAUUCAGAUGAAGCAAGAUACAUUGCUAUAUUUCAGAAUGUUGAUAUGACCAAGAACUUUUACUUUUCUUAUACCUACGAUCUUACAAACACGUUGCAAGUCAACAUGACAAGACCGCCCUAUACGCAAUUGCAAAACGCGGCCAAAAAGGCAGAACUAAAUAAUGAAUACAAUCUCAUGUUUGCUUGGAAUCACUACUUGAUGAAGGCAGGAUUUGAAACCAUUAAUACUCAAUCCAGCUGGAUAUUACCUAUGGUCUAUGGAUUUGUAGACCAAGCAAAAAUCUCUGUUCUUGGCAGAAAUAUAUUUGUUACCCUAAUUGCUCGCAGAUCUCGGUAUUUUGCAGGUGCCAGAUUUUUGAAACGAGGAGCCAAUGAUAAGGGAUAUGUUGCAAACGAUGUCGAAACCGAACAGAUCGUGGCAGAAAUGGCUACAACGUCUUUCCAUGUGGGGGAUACGUUGUUCAACAAUCCAAGGUAUACCUCUUAUGUCCAGCACCGUGGUUCUAUCCCCUUGUUCUGGUCUCAAGAUACUACCAACAUGUCCCCAAAGCCAAAAAUAGAGCUUAAUCUUGUCGAUCCGUUUUUCUCUUCGGCGGCCCUGCAUUUUGACAAUCUGUUUAAACGGUAUGGAGCUCCAUGCAUUGUUUUGAACUUGAUUAAGCAAAAAGAAAAGACCAAGCGAGAGUCCAUUUUGGGUAAAGAGUUUGCAGAGGCUAUACAGUAUCUCAACCAAUUUCUGCCUGAUGAAAAGAAGAUCAAAUAUAUUGCGUGGGAUAUGUCAAGAGCAUCUAAAAGUCCUGACCAAGAUGUUAUCCGUUACCUGGAAGAUGUGGCAAAGGAGACUAUGGAAGCUACUGGAUUUUUUCACAGCGGAACAAAGAAGCCUACUGAACUAGAUGAGGAGGCUAGUAGCAGCGAUAGCAACUACAAAUACCGGCACAUCAUAUCGAGACAGCAUGGAGUUCUGAGAACGAAUUGCAUUGAUUGUUUGGAUCGGACAAACGCAGCUCAAUUUCUGAUGGGUAAAUGCGCACUUGGACAUCAGCUGUACGCGCUCGGAAUCGUGGCCACGCCAAAUGUAGAAUUCGACACAGACGUUGUGAAUAUUUUCACGGAAAUGUAUCAUGAUCAUGGUGAUACGAUUGCCCUCCAAUAUGGUGGAUCCCACCUUGUAAAUACUAUGGAAACAUAUCGCAAGAUCAAUCAGUGGACCAGUCACUCCCGGGAUAUGAUCGAAACCAUUCGACGAUAUUAUACAAACGCAUUCGUUGACGCGGAAAAGCAAGACGCUAUCAACUUGUUUUUAGGUAACUAUGUAUCUCAAGAUGGAAAGCCUCCCUUGUGGGAACUAAGCAGUGACUACCAUCUGCAUAAUGAGGACCCGAGGCUGCGAACAAAGAGAAGACAUUAUCGAAAAUGGUGGACACAGAACUUAUUCCAAGAUGAAGGAGGAGGCGAUGAGGAUGCUGUCGAAUUCAAGGCACCCGCCGAGCUUCUAGCGCCAAACAGCGAAGUAGACGAAAGCGAUCCGUUUAAAGGGUACUGGGUAGAGUACUAUGAACCCAAACGACUGACCAUGCUGGAUACUUUAUUUGCAUACACUAUGAACGGGACAGCAAAGUACAGACCGUAUCGGCUUGCCCCUACCAUUCGAGAUGGCAAACAAAUUGAAACCUUUGACUAUAGCCCGUUUACAGUUCGUCAUCUACGAGGUACUUUGCGACCCAGGACUGGCAAAAAGGAAAUGGUCAGCGAAGACGUGGUUCAGGCUGUCGAACCAAACCAGCGUGAAAAAGCAGGACCCUGGUCCAUGGAAGGAUUGGUCACACGUAGCCUUGAUCCCAACAUCAAUGAGGAUGAGUACAAGGAAUACAAGCGCUACACUAAGCAAUUCAAUAAUGUAGACCGCUUGACUGCAGUGACUCAAUUCGAUGACCACCCUUCGUCUACUCACCCUGAGUAUCAGAAUUACUUGAACUAUGUGAACCGAAAUGACCUGGAAAAUAAUCCCACGGCGUUGCAAACACUUCCCAUUGAUAAACAAGUGUACUCCACCUACAUUGACGUACCCAGCAGGGCAGUGGCGGUUCAGCUCAGUCGUCACGUGGGAAGCUAUGUGCAAGGCAAUGCGCGGCAACGAUAUGAAGGGUAUGCCACCUAUGCUCGAACGGGAAGAUUUCCUGCAACCACUCGAGAGACUUCAGAUGAAUCUCUCAAGCCGCCUUCCAAUGAAAUUUCUGAUGCCAAACUAAAAUAAAAUGGGAUUUGCACAGUGAAGAAACUGUCAGUCCUUGUUACUUUUCGACUGUGUGUCAUGCUAUAUAAACAAUGUGACUCUAAUGUAACGUGUUUUUAUCUGCGUCCUUGCCGUUGCAAACUGUAGCGUUGUAGUUUCGCCUCCCUUUGUGAGUAAAUAAACCAGUU